This is a messenger RNA of Diatraea saccharalis (sugarcane borer), 1089 nucleotides long. The record is from the annotation of a GenBank genome assembly. NCBI's taxonomy places the organism in Eukaryota, Metazoa, Arthropoda, Insecta, Lepidoptera, Crambidae.
AUGGAAAGGUCUGCUAGGAAAAAUGAUCUACCACCGGGCGGUACCGGACACCAAGCCGGAGAGUCCGCCUCAGCGGGUACGCGACGCGAUUUAUCGCCUCUCCUACCCGCUGGCUCCCCACACUCGGUGGAGGGGAACUACAGACUUCAGGAGGAAGCGCUGACUCCGAUAUAUAACAGCGCAGAAGAUAAGAAGAGGAAGGAAAAAUCGGUGCCAAAAACAUCUGGCCGAAUAAAGAGACCGAUUGAAGCGGUGGAUUGCAAGGGAGACUGCAAGGCCUCGCCUGAGGCCAAAGUACCAACGGCCCGGAGGGGCCGAUGGAAGCACUCGGCGAACCCGCGACGCACCCAAGUCACCACCGUUGAAGAAGAAGAGCUGACCGAGGCACAGUCGGACAGUGACAAAGAGGAGACGAUCCGGCUUAGUAAAAGAGGGAAAGAGGAAAGCCGAUCGCAAGAAAGGGGAGAAAACCUGCUCUCCAAGAUAGUGGAAGCAGGGAAAAAAGGACAGAAGGAAGAUCCAAAUCAAUCCUCUGGAGAGGACGAAAUGGAUAUAGAAGAGGGGAAAGAAGAGGAGGACGAGAAGAGAAAGGAGGAAAAAGACGUAGAAGACAACCUACAGAAAAUCGACAGGAUCGGCAAGGAGAGAGACCUGCUCUGUGCCGAGAUGGUCGAGGUCCUGCGGGAUACUCGGGAAGUCGUCAAGAAUAGGAGCGACUUGUCUGCGGAUUUUAAGGAGGAGUUGACCGUGGUUCUGCAAAAGUUUGAGGAGGACGCCGCCGACCUCAGCAAAUUGCUUGAUACCUCGUGGGUACGGGAAAUAUAUGUCAGGUACCGCGCCCACAAGGCUGAGAAGCAGAAACUAGAGGAGGAAGUUCUGAAGCUGAGGGUGGAGCAGGAGGCUAAUGAAAGGGUUAUGAGCCGGCUCAACGGAGAAGUGACCGAACUCAAAGCAGAAGUGGGAAGGUUGAAAGACCUUAUCUGGACGAUCCAGAAUCGCCCACCACUCGCGGCAGGAGGAUGCGCCGCUAAGGUGAAGAAGCGAAGACCUGCAACAGAGGACGCACCACUAGUGAGAGAAAGGUCAUGA